Messenger RNA from Effrenium voratum, 1476 nucleotides. The record is from the annotation of a GenBank genome assembly. NCBI's taxonomy places the organism in Eukaryota, Dinophyceae, Suessiales, Symbiodiniaceae.
AUGCUGAAGUAUCCGGCGCCCGCGGAUUUCGUGUGUCAGCUGGCUCCGCCAAGGCCCGCCUUCGCAUGUCCCGCAGCUUACGCGGAGGGCGCCUUCGCAUGUCCCGCAGCUUACGCGGAGGGCGCCCAGAGCUCAGACCUGUUGGCCAACUCCGGGGACGACAUUGCACGGCCGCCCAGCUGGAAGACAACGCUCAAGGGUGCCGCCUUCUGGGCGAAUCCGAACCACUGGGACAAGGUGCCCAAGUCUUUUUACUGGACGCUGACCUUCAUGUUUUUUAAAGUGGUGGGGACCAUUGGUGGCUACCGGGGGCGCGCAGCCUUCGCCAGGAAGAGCGCGCUCAAGCGCCUAAUGAAGCGCCGGGAGGAGGCCAUGGCUGUGGUUGAUUUCGCCACGCAGGUGCACCUGGAGAUGUUCCCGCAGGUGGCAGACCGGCUGCGGCAAAGCACAGGGAAACAAGCCACUGCGGUGGUGCUGCCCACGCUGGUGCGCACGCCGCAGGACGUUAAGGAGCUGAAGGCGACCUUGUCAGCCUUGGCUUCUCAGACGCAGCCCCCGGACGCCGUCAUCCUGGUGGACGACUUCUCCCCGCAGAAUUUGCAGGAGAAGGAGCUGUGGCAGGGGCCCGGCCUGGCGCUCGUGCGGCUCCACCAAAACGUGGGCCCCGCGGGGGCGCGGACCGUGGGCUUGCGGCUGCUGCGGCAAUGGGCCCGAGGCCGCGACGUGGUGGUUUGCCUCACUGACAGUGACGCGGCCCCCGACAAGAACUGGAUCGAGCAGAUGCAGCUAGCGCAGCAGCGCAGGCCCGGCAUUGUGUGUGGGCCUACGCUGUCGGUGGACAAAAGCCAUACGGGCCGCUUCCACGAUCACUUUGGGAACCUGAACGGCCGCUGGAGCUGGGAAGAUCCGGCGGGUGUGUUGAUGUAUGGCUGCACCUGCAACUUCAGCGUUGACCUCAACUCCAUCGGCGACGCCGAGUUUGACCCCAUCUUCUCGCGCCCUGGCUUCGAGGACAUUGAGUUCUGCUGGCGCCUGCGAGUGGAGAAAAAUGUGCUCACCAGGUAUUGCGAAGAUGCGCGCAUGUACCACCAGUACGAUCGUGGCCCCAUAGGGCUCUACAGGCAGUUCUGGAAGUACGGCAACACUGAGCCCAUCAUGGCCUGGAUGCACCCGGACUUCAGCUUCCAGGGCAGUCGCCCCGUCACCCAGGGCUUCACCGACCCGCGGGAUGCCGAGAAGCGUGGGUUCGACUCCCUGGCCGAGUCUGCCGUGCGAGGGCUGGACGGAGUCGUGCGCUUCCUGAAGUGGCAGACGAAGCAACCGCCGGGCCGCAGCCGCGACACCAUCGUGCCGGUGGCUCCGCGGGGGGAGCUCCUCACGGACGCAGCCCUGGACGCCAUGGACUGCGCGGAGCACGCCAAAAGUGCCGCCGCAUCGCUCAGGGGCGGCGGUUGGGGCCGCCGGGUUGGAGCGUGA